AUGCGCGUGCUGAAAUACACAUCGCAGCCAUCAUGGAUGGGUCUACUGGCUGCGGCUCUACUGGGCACUUCGACCGUGCAAGCAAUAGAGCUUGAUCUUGAGGAUGGAGAUUCCAUCAAAAAGGCCGCUAGACAAGUCGCCACCAAUAUGAUGAGCUAUUACACCGGUAUGAAUCCUGGCGACAACCCAGGCAACCUGCCAGAUCCGUACUACUGGUGGGAGGCCGGUGCCAUGUUCAACGCACUCAUUGACUAUUGGUUCUACACGGGCGACGAUACUUGGAAUGACAUCACGAUACAAGGUAUGCUCUGGCAGGCCGGAGAGAACAAAGCAUUCAUGCCGAACAAUCAAACCCAAACGGAAGGAAACGACGACCAAGUUUUCUGGGGCUUCGCUGCCAUGUCUGCCGCGGAGAGAAACUUCCCUAAUCCUCCUGAAGACCAGCCCCAGUGGCUAGAAAUGGCGCAGGCUGUUUUCAACACACAAGCCCCCCGUUGGGAUGAUACAUCGUGCGGUGGUGGCUUGCGUUGGCAGAUAUUCACGUGGAACAAUGGCUACAAUUAUAAGAACACCAUCUCUACCGGUGGGUUCUUCAACCUUGCUUCUCGUCUGGCAAGAUAUACCCACAACGCGACGUACCAAGAAUGGGCUGAAAAGGCCUGGGACUGGACUGCCGAUGUUGGAUUCAUGACCCCCGAAUAUCGUUUCUGGGACGGUGCCAGUCUCCUCACAGACUGCAAACCGAUCAACCAGAUUGAGUGGACUUACAAUGCCGGAGUAUACUUGCUGGGCGCAGCCAAUAUGUAUAAUUUGACCGAAGAUCCCAAAUGGAAGAAGCGCACCGAGAGAAUCGUCGAAUCUUCAAGCAUUUUCUUCUCCCACGACCCACCCGACGUGAUGUUCGAGCGAGCAUGCGAGUCAGUCAAUACCUGCAUGGUCGACCAGCGCUCGUUCAAGGGAUAUCUCGCUCGCUGGAUGGCCCAAACCGCCCAAAUGGCCCCCUCCGUAGCUGACACACUGAUGAAACGACUCAAAGCUUCUGCCCGCGCAGCUGCCAAGACUUGUACCGGAGGUGUCAACGGCAACGUAUGCGGUAUGAAGUGGACAGAUCAGAAAUGGGACAAAACGAAGGACUUCGGGCAACAGAUGGCUACUCUCGAAGUUAUCCAGGCUAAUCUCAUUAACCGGGUGUCAUCGCCAGUCACCAAGGAUGACGGCGGGACGAGCAAAGGAAAUCCAAACGCAGGAUCCAAACCCCCUGAGACGAUUCCGCCCGGUCUCGAACGCCGCAUAAAUACGGGUGACAAAGCUGGGGCGGGUAUUCUGACGGUGCUGAUGAUGGUCCUCAUUGCUGGAACAUGCGGGUGGAUGGUUUGGGAAUGA
This is a messenger RNA of Penicillium bovifimosum, 1383 nucleotides long. RefSeq names its product glycoside hydrolase family 76 protein. Gene Ontology annotation, biological process: fungal-type cell wall biogenesis; carbohydrate catabolic process. The record is from RefSeq and is a predicted model, not a curated record. Lineage: Eukaryota; Fungi; Ascomycota; Eurotiomycetes; Eurotiales; Aspergillaceae. Gene Ontology annotation, molecular function: mannan endo-1,6-alpha-mannosidase activity. The coding region runs from base 1 to 1383 and encodes 460 amino acids. The transcript is spliced from 3 exons.